AUGGCACUGAGCGAAAAUUGCAAAACACAACCUGCAAAAGAGCAAGGUUCCGUGCAAAACCCUCCAUCGGAUGUUAUUGAGCUAAACGUGGGUGGACAGGUGUAUUACACUCGCCAUGCCACCUUGACAAGCUUUCCAAAUUCUUUACUUGGGAAGCUGUUCUCUAACAAGAAGGGGUCUUCUAAUGACUUAUCCCGGGACCUCAGAGGACGCUAUUUUAUCGACAGAGAUGGCUUUCUGUUUCGGUAUGUAUUGGAUUACCUUAGAGAUAAGCAAGUUGUCCUCCCUGACCACUUCCCCGAGAGAGGGAGGUUGAAAAGAGAGGCGGAAUACUUCCAGCUGCCAGAUUUGGCCAAACUUUUGUCUUCCGAGGAUUCAAAACUGUUUCCAGACGACUUGUACUACAGUGAUUUCGAUGACGCGUCGCAGGGCAGCGACCAAAGGUUUUACCCAUCUUACUCCCUGGACAGGAGGUACGGCUACAUCACGGUCGCUUUCAAAGGCGCUUGCGCCGGGGGAGGCAGAGAAAGUCAGAUUGAUGUCAAGGCCAAAAAGUUACCGAGGAUCUUCAUCAGCAGUAGAAUUGGCUUGGCGAAAGAGGUGUUUGGAGAUGCCCUGAAUGAGAACAGGGACUCGGACAGACCACCAGACCGUUACACCUGCAGGUUUUACCUCAAGUUCAGACACCUGGAGAGAGCUUUUGACAUGCUGUCAGAGAGCGGCUUUCACAUUGUGGCCUGCAAUUCGUCCCUGACUGCGUCCUCCAUCGGUCAUUACGCGGAUGACAGGGUCUGGUCCAAUUACGCACAGUACAUCUUCUACCGUGGGCCCUCAAGGUGGUUGUCCUCCCACUGUGACUGCUGCUGCAAGAGCCACAAAAGCGAUCGCGAGGGAGAGAGUGGCACGUCCUUCAACGAGCUCUCCACUUCAUGUUCUGAGACCCAGUCGGAGGCCAGUUCCCCUCAAGGCACAGUGAUUUGUGGCCCUGUGAGCCGGCACUCCAACAUCCAGACGCUGGACCGUCCCAUGCCCAAAGGACCAGUUCACAUGCUGCAGCAGGCAGAGAUGCGCCGCAAGACUGACAUGCUCCGUGUGAGAACCUUCGGGGUCCGAGAACGAGAGGCUGCAAAGAGGAAAGCCAACAAGGAGAAGAUGACUCCAGAACAGGAGCUGGAGAAAUGCAUCCAGGACUUCCGGCGCAUCAGGAUUCCUGAUCACUUUCCGGAGAGGAAGUACAUGUGGCAAUCAGAGCUCCUGAGAAAGUACCGUCUCUAA
Plectropomus leopardus (leopard coralgrouper) is the source of this 1275-nucleotide messenger RNA. RefSeq names its product BTB/POZ domain-containing protein KCTD16-like. Lineage: Eukaryota; Metazoa; Chordata; Actinopteri; Perciformes; Serranidae. Gene Ontology annotation, biological process: protein homooligomerization; regulation of G protein-coupled receptor signaling pathway. Gene Ontology annotation, cellular component: postsynaptic membrane; signaling receptor complex; presynaptic membrane. Gene Ontology annotation, molecular function: protein binding. The record is from RefSeq and is a predicted model, not a curated record.